Molecule: messenger RNA, 4776 nt
Organism: Aethina tumida (small hive beetle)
Lineage: Eukaryota; Metazoa; Arthropoda; Insecta; Coleoptera; Nitidulidae
Gene: cnc
Product: segmentation protein cap'n'collar
Exons: 9
Coding region: 468-3230 (920 amino acids)
Biological process (GO): regulation of transcription by RNA polymerase II
Cellular component (GO): nucleus
Molecular function (GO): DNA-binding transcription factor activity, RNA polymerase II-specific; RNA polymerase II cis-regulatory region sequence-specific DNA binding
Source: RefSeq, a predicted model, not a curated record
UUUACACAUCGCAUUUGAUCGCAGCGUUUGUAGGUACGGUCCCGUUUGCUCAGUGCGCAUUUUGUUCCAACUUGUUUGUGUGUAUUUGAGCUGGCGAUUUCGAAUCGGUGCGCCGCACGUCAAUAUUAAUAAUAAAACGUUGUCGGUACGACGUUAUAAAUAAUCGUUGUGUCUGUGUGCGAACAGUCAAGUGAGUCAUUUAAAAACAAAGAAACCAGUGUCAGGUAAAACUAACCCCAAAUUUACCGGUCAAGUGUAUUGAACUGUCAAACGAGUGCAUCAGCUGUUAUUUGCGUCUGUUACAAUGAGACUGAUUAAAGAAAACCACUACAAGUAAAAUGUUCCCGUUAUGUAAUUUGUGAUUUACCGUGCUGAACAAUGAACCUGCCGCAAAGCCCCGAAUAAAACCGCCUCAAACAAAUUUAUAGGUUAAGUGUCGCUGGUGAAAAACAAACCCACAAACAAACAUGUUGCUGUUGAAAAAGGUGUAUCGCGACGAGCUCCUGCAACUGGCCCUGAUCCUGAGCCUGUUGCGGGUCAAUCAGAACGGCGUGCUGGACUACAACAUCUACAACACGGUGGCCAACCUGGACUUUGGCAACGGCACCAGUUGGAGGAGCCUCAGCCCGACCGCUUUAAGAUCACACUUAGCUCACCCCAAAAGUUUGGACUCUGUACUAUUGAAUUACGAAAGGGACUUGUUCGCUGACCUAAACUCAUUGGGCAGAUACAACCGGCCUUACUAUCGACACCCUGAUGUCACUGCCUACUUGUUGAACAUUGAAAGGGGUGCCCCGCUGGCCAAUGCCGAAACCUUAGCUGAAACGUUGCCCGAGGUGCCUGCACCACAGAACACCACACAUGAACCCCACACCGAACCUACCUCAACAAAUGAACCGGCUACUGAACCAGGCCUAGAACUCACCCAAGAGGAUAUGGAUCUAAUAGAAGUGUUGUGGAAACAAGACGUCGAUCUUGGUUUCUCCAUCGAACAGGCCAAAGCCGAGAAGCCGGAACUCGACGCCGACGCCGACGCCAGCUCCCCAUCAACCAACGACAAAGAUGAGGUCCACGAGAAGCUUAAGACCCUCAAGGCCAUCAACGAGGGCACCAUCAAAGAGGAGCCCAAACGUGACGAGGCCGACGAAGUCGAUCCAUGGGCUGGCAUUGAUUACGUCGUCGACACAGAAACUGGGGAGUACGUCAUCAAGGGCGAACAGAACGACGCUUUGUCUGGAUCAGACUGUGCGGCACCUUGUGACCUGCCGUUAGGCGAACUACCGCUCUCCGAACUAUUCCUAGACGAGGCCCUACGUCUUGUUGAGUUGGAUGAUGACAACAUCGACGACGUGAACGUCAGGGAGUUGGAGAAUUUGUCGUUGGACACGAGCACAAGGGAUUCCUCCGGCGAGGAGGCGCAACCAGAUUUGUAUGGUGAGAACAACGAGGAUCCAGAGGACGAUCUUGACUUGCUAGCUGAGAUGAUACAGACGCCGCAGUUCCAUCAUGCUCAUCACAGGGCGGCCUUCCAAGGCCGCAUGCCGUUCGUGCGCACGGUGAGCAUGGAACAGAGAUGGCAGGACUUGGCGAACCUUCUCAGUCUGCCGAACCCGGGCGAUGGCAGUUCGAUCCAUCACCACCACCCGUUCAGCCACCAUCACCACGCCGCCGCUGCGGCCGCCGCCCUACACAACUACAGCCACCCCCACGCCCACGGCAUGGGGGGUUACAGUCCGGACGCCGCCCGAGGUGUGCUGCUGCACAACGCCACGUUGCCGACGCCCAUGGGCGACCUCAACCCCACCGUACCUUAUGGAGGCACGAACUUGGGCAACGCGGUGGCGACAUCGAUGAACUUGACGAACAGCAGCGAACCUAUGGGUGAGUCGAGUACUGCUCCUCAUUACAAAUUGGAACCAUCCCACGAUAUGAUGUACUACCAGAACGGCUCUUCGGAACUCAAUCAGACCGAUGGUUUUCUUUCAUCCAUUUUGAACGACGAGGAUUUGCAGCUGAUGGACAUGGCCAUGAACGAAGGAAUGUAUACAAUGCGUAUGUUAGACAACAGUACGAGCAACAAUGCCACCUCGGUGACAGGUAACCUGAACAUGACCACUGGAGGGACAGCAUCCAACACGGGAGUCACACCAGUCACCUCGCGGACCGACAUCGACAGGGUUGAUACGUCCAGCGACAGCGCCGUCAGUUCCAUGGGAUCGGAACGGGUGCCAUCCCUCUCCGACGGAGAAUGGUGCGACGCCGGUUCCGAUUCCGGACACACAGUCACCGACCACUACGUCUCCGAUUACCAAUCUAAAUUCCGGCCUUACGACUACAGCUACUCAAGCAGACAGCUGACCGGCUCUUCCGACUCAGGACGCAUACCCCCGGUGGCGCAGAAGAAGCACCAGAUGUACGGCAAACGUUACUUCCAGGAGCAGGGCGCCACCUCCUCGACCCCGCAUUCGUCCCACCACUCGGUCAAGUACGAGUACCGCGACGUAUCCUCGUACAACGCCCCCAAUAACAGCGUACCCGAAGGAGGCGUCGGACCCAAGCCGUCCGAAAUGAAGUACUCGUGCUCCAUGGAGUUCGGACGUCAGCACCACCUGAACAGGAACUCCAUCGAUCACAUCCAGCACAAUCACACGUACCACCUGCCUGCGGAGAGCAGCGGGGCAGUACAGAGACCUGUCUCGAGGGACAAAUCUAAAGGGAGGAAGUCAGAGGAGGAGCACUUGACCAGGGACGAGAAGAGGGCGAGGGCCCUCAACGUACCCAUCUCGGUGGACGACAUCAUCAACCUUCCAAUGGACGAGUUCAACGAAAGACUAUCCAAGUUCGAUCUGAGCGAGACGCAGCUGAGUUUGAUCAGAGACAUACGCAGAAGAGGCAAGAACAAGGUGGCCGCCCAGAAUUGCAGGAAACGCAAACUCGAUCAGAUCCUAACGCUGGCCGAUGAGGUCAAGGAGAUGCGGGACAGGAAAAAUCGGCUGAUGAACGACCACAAGUUCGUGGUGCAAGAGUGCAAGCGCAUGAAGGACAAGUACCAGCAACUCUACAGGCACGUUUUCCAGAAUUUGCGAGACCCGGAAGGCAACCAGUACUCGCCUUACCAAUACAGUUUGCAGACCUCGGCGGACGGCUCCAUUUUGAUGGUGCCACGCUCGAACUCCACUUCCAGUCAGAUCCAAGAUAGAAAAGAUCCGCCACAGGCACACAAGGAAUAAACACAUCCAAAAGAAUUUCAUAUUUGUUUUUGUUUCGAUUUUUCUUGAUUCAAAACGGGGUAUAACAAAAUUUUUGCUCAAGAUUUCCUUUGUUUUUUGAAUUCUCUCGGGUUUUAUUUUUGAUUUAUUUCUCUCCAUAGUUAAAAGGCAUUUAAUUUUUUUUAAGGUUGUUUUUUUUAUAUCGCAGAAUUGACUAGUUUGGUUUUUAUUUUCUCAUGGAUACAUAGGAUAAAAAUAUAACGCAUACGAAAUAUAUAUUUUUGUAACACAUGUUAAUAUAACAAAAAAAAAUCAGGUGAUCAAUAUGCCUUUAACAUAACUCAUUCUAACAAUAACUUUAUAAUAUGUAAAUAGUACCAUAGUUGAAAAUUUUCGCUAGUGAGUGAGUACUACUAAGUGUCUGACUGAUAAAAAUAUGGUGUAGGAUUUUGGGUUAUAGAUAUUGUAGUGACUUUAGUAGUCAGGAACAUGUUUUAUAAUCUUCUUAAUAUUUUGGAUAAAGUAUAUGUGAUUUAUUUGUAACAUGCAAGGUAUUUCAUGUAUUUGAUUUUUACUUUGUUCUAUUCAUUUGACGGAGUGCGCUCUUUUGAAUGAGUUACUCUCAUUGAUAUUCAAUGCAGUUCGAGCCCCCUGACUAGAGAAACAAAAUUUUCGUUACAGAAAAUCGAUUUUGCAUAGUAAUUGAAUCCAGUUUAAAAUAGAAUUCAAUACUUAUUGUUUAUUGCUUUUUAAUUUUGACUUGGCUUGGAUGGGAAAUGGUAAUUCAUUGUUGUUUGAAUCGUCUGAAUAAAUUGCAAUAAAGGUUUGAUUGAAUUUUAUUACGAAUUUCAGUAUGUUCGAACUCCUUGAAUUGCAUGUUGCGCUCUGUUGUUGGACAGUUACAUUGGAAUACCUUUUAAAUGGAUUUCAUACCAAAUAAAGCAACAACAUUGGGUCUUUGUAAUUUGUACAAUGUGUUGUGUUAGUUGGUGUGUGCAAUUGUAAAAUUUAGUAACCGUACUCAGAUAGUUUGGUAUAAGUGUAUCAAAAUUUAGGUAAUAAUUGUUAAAAACGUAGGUUAAUAUUUUUAUAAUCAAUAUAGUUUUUGUACAUUGUAUAUUAUUAAGUAGGGUUUUAUAAAUUGACCCGAACACCAUCGGUGGUCAGUAAAGCAGUUUUGAUUGAACCAACAUUUUCUUUAUUUGAUUGAAAUACAAGAGAAUUAGAAAAGUCAACGAAACUAAAAACAUUCCAGUGUAAAUUGUUCAAAAUUAAUUACAAAUUUCAGUUCAAUCACACUGUAUAUUGCAAUGCAUAAUUGUGGAUCUUAUCCUGCUUAUGUUUAGCCUAUUGCAUGAUUGCAGCUGUUUGUACGGCAUCGUUGUCGAUUUAGGACUCCAAAUAUAUCAUUCUGCACAACAUUGCUGACAUAGUUUUAACUGGUGCCAAUAAAGAUCUCUGGAGUAAUUGUGUGUAAUAGCAGCGCUUGUCUUUUAAAAUAAUUGAAUUUUUAAAAUUGAAUCCCAAUUAUGUUAUUUUUUUGUAAAUAUAUAUUAUAUUAAACAAA